Messenger RNA from Sciurus carolinensis (gray squirrel), 2736 nucleotides. RefSeq names its product INSM transcriptional repressor 1 (gene Insm1). The record is from RefSeq and is a predicted model, not a curated record. Gene Ontology annotation, cellular component: transcription repressor complex; nucleus. Gene Ontology annotation, biological process: regulation of cell cycle process; neuron differentiation; negative regulation of transcription by RNA polymerase II. NCBI's taxonomy places the organism in Eukaryota, Metazoa, Chordata, Mammalia, Rodentia, Sciuridae. Gene Ontology annotation, molecular function: DNA-binding transcription repressor activity, RNA polymerase II-specific; RNA polymerase II cis-regulatory region sequence-specific DNA binding.
UCCUGUGCAAUGGGUCGGGGACACUGAGGGCCGCUGGGGCCGAGCGUGGAGGUGGGACCGAGCCAGUGCCUUGCCCUCGCGCCGAGCCAACAUGCCCCGCGGCUUCCUGGUGAAGCGCAGCAAGAAGUCCACGCCCGUGUCCUACCGGGUCCGCGGCUGCGAGGACGGCGAUCGCGCGCUGCUGCUCUCGCCAGGCUGUGGGGGCGCCCGUGCCGAGCCCCCGGUGCCAAGCCCCGGGCCGGGCCCGCUGCCUCCGCCACCGCCACCCACCGAGCGCGCCCAUGCGGCGCUCGCCGCCGCUCUCGCCUGCGCGCCGGGCCCGCCGCCACCCCCGCCUGGCCCGCGGGCCGCGCACUUCGGAAACCCCGAGGCCGCGCACCCGGCGCCGCUCUACAGCCCCACGAGGCCGGUGAGCCGCGAGCACGAGAAGCACAAGUACUUCGAGCGCAGCUUCAACCUUGGCUCGCCGGUCUCUGCGGAGUCCUUCCCCACGCCUACCGCGCUGCUCGGAGGGGUAGGCGGUGGCGGCGCGAACGGCGCGGGAGGUGGCGGCACCUGCGGCGGCGAUGCGCUCCUCUUCGCGCCAGCCGAGCUCAAGAUGGGCACGGCUUUCUCGGCAGGUGCGGAGGCGGCUCGGGGCCCGGGCCCCGCCCCGUUGCCCCCCUCUGCCGCCCUGCGACCUCCGGGCAAGCGACCUGCGCCCCCCGCCGCCGUCGCCACGGAACCGCCAGCCAAGGCAGCCAAGGCCCCAGGAGCCAAGAAACCCAAGGCCAUUCGUAAGCUUCACUUCGAGGACGAGGUGACCACUUCGCCGGUGCUGGGUCUCAAGAUCAAGGAGGGUCCAGUGGAGGCACCGCGGGGUCGUGCGGGAGGCGCGGCACGGCCCCUGGGCGAGUUCAUCUGCCAGCUGUGCAAAGAGGAGUACGCCGACCCGUUCGCGCUGGCGCAGCACAAGUGCUCGCGCAUCGUGCGCGUGGAGUACCGCUGCCCCGAGUGCGCCAAGGUCUUCAGCUGCCCGGCCAACCUGGCCUCACACCGCCGCUGGCACAAACCGAGGCCAGCGCCUGCUACCACCCGAGCGCCAGAACCCGAAGCUACGGCCAGGGCUGAAACGCGGGAGGCUAACGGCGGCGGCAGCGACCGGGACACGCCUAGCCCGGGCGGCGUUUCCGAGUCGGGCUCCGAGGACGGGCUCUACGAGUGCCACCACUGCUCCAAGAAGUUCCGCCGCCAGGCCUAUCUACGCAAGCACCUGCUGGCGCACCACCAGGCGCUGCAGGCCAAGAGCGCACCGCCAGCGCCCCCGGCUGAGGACCUACUGGCCUUGUACCCGGGGCCGGAGGAGAAGGCUCCCCAGGAGGCAGCAGGCGAUGGCGAGGCAGCCAGCGUGCUGGGCCUGAGUGCAUCCGCCGAGUGCCACCUGUGCCCAGUGUGCGGGGAGACCUUCCCCAGCAAAGGCGCCCAGGAGCGCCACCUGCGCCUGCUGCACGCUGCCCAGGUGUUCCCCUGCAAGUACUGCCCGGCCACCUUCUACAGUUCGCCGGGCCUUACGCGGCACAUCAACAAGUGCCACCCUUCCGAGAACAGACAGGUGAUUCUCCUGCAGGUGCCGGUGCGUCCAGCCUGCUAGAGCGCGUCCUCCAUCCUGGCCCCCAGAACUGUGCCUUUGCUUGGAGACCCACAAAAGAGAGCGCACCCUGCACACCCAGACCCAGUGUCUGCGCUGGGGGCGCCCUCACCCCCGGGUGAAAGUGUCGUCUUCGCUUCCCUCGGUGUGGCGUGACGGUAACCCCGGUCCUCUCGUUGUGACUCCUUUUGGACCCCUUCCCCCGACUUUACGUUGUAUCCCCCCCCCCCACCCUCAAGGCGCAACAGGAGUCAAUCUCUGUACAAGGGAGAAAAGCUGUACGCGUUUGUCUUGUGGUUGGAAGCCUCCGCUUGGAGGAGGUGAAGCUGUUUUUCUUGCUAGUAUUCUGUGUUCAUGGUCUAGAAAUGCAGUUUGCUCUCGCCUACCAAUCUCUGCUCUCUAUGUAUGUAGCGUACGGGUUGUUUUGGGUGAAUCUUGAGGAAUAAAUGCCUUUAUAUUUCACAGGCUGUAAAUUGAACUUCCCACACGAUUAGCUUUAUUAUGGCUUGUGAACUGCUGGAGUCUGGCUUUACCUUUUUGUAUGUGAACAAAUCAAAUUGCUUAAAAAGAGUUUUCUUUAGUAUAGCCACAAAUGCCUUGAACCAUUGUCUGUUUGGGAUUGUUUUGAGGGGGAGGGAAGGGAAUUUUCACAAGAUGCUGUAGUAACUGCCUCAAUAUUUCACGUGAGACUUUUUGGUUUGAUCAUCUUUGUUGAGGUAGGACUUUGAGUUCCCUCUAAAUGUAUAUGUUGAUUUAUGAGUAAUUGUUAUUUAUUCUUUAUUUAUUUAUAUUAUGAAGAUUAUGAUAUUAUUUGGUUGCAGAUUCUUUUUUGGGGGGUGUGCUUUUUCCCCCUGCCACUCUUGACAUUUCACUGUGCAUUUUAGAAGAGAGCCUCUUUUCUAAAGGGAUCUGCUAAAAGUUUUAACUUUUAUACCUAUCUGAGGGAAUUACAGACAACCUACCACUUUAUUCUGCUUGGAGGGCCCCUGAGGCCCUUGUACAACUGACAGCUCUUACUUUUAAAUGCAAUCUCUUUUCUACAUACAUUAUUUUCUUAAUUGUUAGCUAUUUAUAGAAAGCUUCAAUAGAACUGUUUCAACUGUAUAAAU